Cavenderia fasciculata is the source of this 3537-nucleotide messenger RNA. RefSeq names its product histidine kinase (gene dhkH). NCBI's taxonomy places the organism in Eukaryota, Evosea, Eumycetozoa, Acytosteliales, Cavenderiaceae. Gene Ontology annotation, biological process: phosphorelay signal transduction system; phosphorylation. The coding region runs from base 1 to 3537 and encodes 1178 amino acids. The record is from RefSeq and is a predicted model, not a curated record. The transcript is spliced from 4 exons. Gene Ontology annotation, molecular function: phosphorelay sensor kinase activity.
AUGGAUCACAUACAACCACAACAACAACAACAACAACAACAACAACAACAACAACAACAACAACAACAACAACAACAACAACAACAACCACAACAACAACAACAACAACAACAACAACAACAACAACAACAACACCCUCCUCAUACUACUACAUCUACUACAUCUACUACAUCUACACAAUCUCAACAAUCUCAACAACAAAAGAUGCAAUCACCUGCUAGUACUAAUAAUACUACUACUACUACAGAUGGGCCUACAUUUUCAAUACCAACUGUACCAUACUUUCAUAAUAGACCAACAGAAUCUCUGUCGGAUUUGUUACCUAGUAUGUUUGGUAUUAUUGAUUUUAUACAGUUGGUUGACAAUCCUCCACUACGAGAAGAUUUGUAUGAAAUCAUAGCGAGUAAUAGUACAAACAAUAGAAAUGUCAUUAUCAAUAGUAUCUAUGACUAUACAACCACCAAAGAACCUCUGGACAAAUACUUUGACUUUCGAUUCGUCAUGACCAACAAGGCAACACAAGAAACAUUGGGAAAGUUUAGUUCAUGGCAAAACCCUACACCUGCAAUGAGAGCACUCGAUGGUUUCACAGCUGGUAGUGAUUUAAAACUACCUCCUUACUUUCUUGCAUUAUGGAUUACAAAUAUAUUAAAAUGUUUACAUAAAAAGAAAAAAGUUAAAUUUUCAUAUCCAAGAUAUAUACAAUCAGGAAUAUUACCAAAACAAGAAGAUUUAUUUUCAUUGGAUAGGAUCAUGUGGAAACGUGGAUCGAUAUGUCACAUGAAAGAGUGUUCAUCAGAGACACCUAAUCGAUUCUGGUUUACAAUCGAUGAAGUGACCAAAGAAGAGAUGAAAAAGAUAAAAACGUUGGAAAGUGAACGAGAGGUUAGGAGUCGACUAGAACACCUUGAAAACAAGAUUGACGAACGUGUCGACCAGGUUACAGAGCUACGGCUCAAAUAUGUACUCGAAUCGAUCCCUCAAAUGGUUUUUGUGACCAAUAAUAGGGGUCGGUUGGAAUUUGUAAAUAGACAAUGGCUCCAAUACUUUGGCAUUGACCAUGCCGGACAACAAUUGGAUUGGGCAUUGAUCACACACUCUGAAAUGGGCUCCAAUGUAAACAAACUUUGGAAAGAUUCUAUUUCGUCGGCAAAGAAAUUCGAGGCAGAGGUACGACUCAAGAGUUGGACGGGUGAAUACCGUUGGUUCUUGAUUCGUGCCGAACCCUAUGUGGAACCCUCGCAAUUAAUCACCUCCUCGUCGUCACCAUCGAGCAGCAGUGGCAGCUUCUCCUCCUCGAGUAGUGGAAGCGCCUCGAGCAGCCCUUCGACUACAAACGGCUCUGGAUUUUUCUCAGUCUCUACCCCAGGCGUCCUCGUCAAAUGGAUCGGUAGUUGUACCGACACCAACGACCAAAAAACAGCUCAAGCUCGCAUCGAAAGAGCUGAAAAGGCAAAAGCUAUCUUUUUACAAACAAUGUCUCAUGAAAUGCGUACCCCCCUUGCCGGUAUUCUUGGUAUGAAUAAUUGUUUAAUUAAUAUUAUUCAACAACAAUCAAUUCAACCAGUUCAUCAAAGUCAAAGUCAAAGUCAACAACAACAACCAAUUCAACCAUUUCAACCAGUAGUUGAUAUUAAUAGUAAUAAUAAUAUUAAUAAUAAUAAUAAUAGUACUCAAGAUAUACCUUCGUCAUCUUCAUCAUCAUCAUCUACACAACCUCCACAACCAUUUAUUGGAUCACCAACAUUAAAUGGAAAUAAUUAUCCAACUAUAAUAGCAGAUCAAUUAGAUUGUUGCAAGACUAUAAAUAUAUGUGGAGAAGCAUUAUUGGUAUUGAUAAAUAAUAUAUUGGAUUUGAGUAAAUUGGAAGAAGACAAGAUUGAAUUGGAAGAGGCAGAAUUUUCACCUUUGGGUCUUGUAGAAGAUGCAGUCGAUAUUUUAACAACCAUUGCCGAGCAAAAGAAUAUAGAUAUUGUAUAUCAGUUGGACAAGGAGGCAGUUCCUUGUGUGAUUGGUGAUUUCUAUCGUAUUCGUCAAGUCCUCACCAACCUAUUAUCAAAUGCAAUGAAGUUUACACCUGAAAAGGGUAGGGUUGUGGUUGGAUGCUCGGCCGAAAAGAACGAGGUUGCUCAACAACCAACUUGUAUCAACCGAAUAUUCAACGAAAAGACGAUUGGUGGCAAUUAUGGUAAACUCAAGUUUUGGGUAAAAGACACUGGUAUUGGUAUACCCGAAGAGGGCAGAGAACGUCUCUUUAAAGAGUUUAGUCAAUAUGAUGUGUCAAUCACAAGAAAUUAUGGGGGUAGCGGUCUGGGACUGGCCAUCUCCAAGAAAUUGACGCGACUAUUAGGAGGUGACAUUUGGUUUGACUCCAAGGUCAAUCAUGGCAGCACGUUUUACUUUUCGGUACAGGUGUUUUUGCCAAGCGAUUGUACUAAUCGUCGGUACAUUAGGAAUGUGGUCGAGCGAAACAUUAGCACCUAUUCAUACCCAUGUCCGAGCAAGGUGUUUUUGUUGACCAAGCAAGAGCUGUUGGGUCAGAUGAUCGUGUCUUGGACACGUGAAUGGGGUGUUGAAACACUCGUCUAUUCGUCGUUUCAAGAGAUGAACCAACAACAACAGGCACAACAAAAAAGAAUCAUCAAUCAACUCAUCGCAUCCAAUAGUAAUGUAAGGAUUCCAAUUACCAUUACUCCUCCACUCUCUAUCCCACCACUAUCAAUAGAGUCAUCGAAUACUACAGUCUCUAUUUCAAAUACCACUUGUACAGGUGGCAAUGGAUAUUGUCAUUGCCAAACAUCCCCUCCUCCUCCCUCUGACCUAAUCACUCUUCCAAAUAUGUUUAAAAGUCAUCAACAACAACAACAACAACAACCACAACAACAAACAUCAUCAACUUCACCAAUGUCGACAUUAUUGUCUCCUUUAUCUUCACAAUUAAUUCAAAAUAAUCAAAAUAUUAAUAACUCAAAUUCAUCUUCAACAAAUGUUUCACUUUUACCAAAUCCAAUUUCACAAUCUUUAAUGUCAGCUUCACCACCAUUAAAUUCUGUAUUAAAAAGAAGAGGAUCAAUUGCCAAUGAUACAGAUAUACCAAUGGAAAUGGUUGCCAAACGAUAUCCAUUAAAGAUUUUAAUUGCAGAGGAUAGUGUCAUUAACCAAAAGGUGGCCGGACGUUAUCUUACUCGUCUUGGAUACCCAGCCGAAAACUUAAUAUUUGUGGUCAAUGGUCAACAAGCAAUCGAUUAUCUCCAAAGUGGUAGAAUGGUCGAUGUCAUCUUGAUGGAUAUGCACAUGCCACUUUUAGAUGGUUGUGAAGCUACCAUUCGAAUUCGUCAACUCUAUCAACAAGACUCGGGACCUCAUAUUAUCGGAUUGACAGCAAACGCCUACAGUGAAGACAAAGAGAAAUGUUUACAUAGUGGUAUGUGUCAAUACCUUGCUAAACCUGUUAAAAUGGAAGACCUUGCCUUGGAAUUAAAAAGGGCAUACCUCACUAGAAUCGCUAACCUUCGAGUUUACUCUGCAUACUCUUAA